AUGUUGUACUUGAUGUGGCUGCUGGUACUGGCACUUUCGCACUGCAGGCAGGAGCUCCAGUGCAUCCAUGCCAGUGACAAAGACUACAAGGUGCUGGCGACAGACUUUGCUGAGGCCAUGGUAGCCACCUGCAGGACUGCAGUGCACAACCAGGGUCUCAGUGACAUUGUUGAAUGCAAACAGAUGGAUGGACAGGUGAUAGGCAUCCUGUCCUUCUUUCACCACAUGAUGUUCACCAACCUGAUCUCUCUUCUGUUUCAGGACAUGAGCUUGCUGAGGGAUGACAGUGUGGAUGCCAUUGGGUGUGUGUUUGGUGUGAUGUUCUUCCCCAAUGAGGUCAAAAGAUUCAGGGAAAUGCUGAGAGUGCUGUGUCCUGGCGGGUGUGCAGUCAUUGUUGUCUGGAAGAAAGUGGCAAUGCUGUGGCUGAUGCAGGAAAUUGCCAAGUGGUUGUGUGCUACUCUUCCUCAGGCCUCAGCAACAGAGGCCACUGACAAGGCGCAAUCCAAAGCAACGGCACACAUGGUCUACAGGCUGGGUGACCCUGAUGAGCUCACAAAACAGCUGAACACUGCUGGCUUCACCAACAACCAGAUUGUUAGCAUGUCUCCCUUUGAAGCUGAAUGGACCAGCAUAGAGCCAACCAAUGAAGUUGUUGGGAUGAUGCUGGACAAGCCUGGGGUGAAGGCGUCCUACCCCCCAGAGCAGUGGGACUGA
This is a messenger RNA of Acanthamoeba castellanii str. Neff, 714 nucleotides long. Its product is annotated as methyltransferase type 11, putative. Bases 1 to 714 code for a protein of 237 amino acids. The record is from RefSeq and is a predicted model, not a curated record. The transcript has 2 exons. Lineage: Eukaryota; Discosea; Longamoebia; Acanthamoebidae.